Miniopterus natalensis is the source of this 3083-nucleotide messenger RNA. It is a transcript of the gene AEN, whose product is annotated as apoptosis enhancing nuclease. NCBI's taxonomy places the organism in Eukaryota, Metazoa, Chordata, Mammalia, Chiroptera, Miniopteridae. Gene Ontology annotation, molecular function: nucleic acid binding; exonuclease activity. The record is from RefSeq and is a predicted model, not a curated record. Gene Ontology annotation, cellular component: nucleus. Gene Ontology annotation, biological process: intrinsic apoptotic signaling pathway in response to DNA damage by p53 class mediator.
GGAACUGCCGGCGGCCCGGACGCCACGUGCGGGCGGGAGGAGAACCGUCCCUGCUCCAGUUUCUUUCCAGGGUGCUGCCCCGUUGGAAGAUUACCUCCCAGGCCUCCCUUGCCCCGAGUGGUAAGCAGAUUGGGAUGGUACCCAGAGAAGCCACUGAGCCUUCCCAGCACCUGUGCCCUUUGCUGGCGAACCCAAAUGCCAAGGAUGUGCUUCGGAGAAAGCACAAGCGGAAGAGCCGACAGCACCAGCGGUUCAUGGCCCGGAAGGCCUUACUGCAGGAGCAGGGGAUGCAGAGCAUGCCCCCAGAGCCAGCAUUCUCCCCACCACCCAUGACAUCAGAGGCACCGCCAGGCACUGAAGCUGCCAGCCGUGGGAGGCAAGGUCCAAGGGCUGAAUCUGGAGGUGCCCCAUGCAGUAGAAAGCCCACCCCCAGGGAAUCCUCUGGCGCCUUGCCCAGAAAGUGCGUAGCUAUCGAUUGCGAGAUGGUGGGCACGGGACCCCGAGGGCGGGUGAGUGAGCUGGCCCGCUGCUCGGUGGUGAGUUACCACGGUGACGUCCUCUAUGACAAGUACAUCCGGCCUGAGAUGCCCAUUGUGGACUACCGCACUCGCUGGAGUGGCAUCACUCGGCAGCACAUGCGCAAAGCCAUCCCCUUCCAGGUGGCCCAGAAAGAGAUCCUCAAGCUCCUGAAGGGCAAGGUGGUGGUAGGGCACGCCCUGCACAACGACUUCAAGGCCCUCAAGUAUGUCCACCCUCGGAGCCAGACCCGGGACACCACAUGUGUCCCCAACCUCCUCAGCCAGCCCGCCCUUCAGACCCGGGCCCGGGUCUCUCUGAAGGACCUGGCCCUGCAGCUGCUGCACAAGAAGAUCCAGGUGGGCCAGCAAGGGCACUCAUCCGUGGAGGAUGCCAUGACUGCCAUGGAGCUGUACCAGCUGGUGGAGGUGCAGUGGGAGCAGCAGCAGGCCAGCCAUCCCUGGACCCACCCCGAGGACAGGGAGCCUGACAGCAGCACGGACAUGGAGCAGUACAUGCAGGACCAGUACUGGCCUGAGGACCUGGGCCAGGGCCCCAGCGGGGGGGAGAGGGAAGCACAGGACAGCAGGGUGUGAGGGAGGAGAGGCUGUGGGUGGUUGCUGGUGAGGGGAGUGGGGCCAGAGAGCACUGGGCAUUUCACCUGAGUGGGGCAGGAGGCAGCCAGCUUCCCCAGAUCCAAGGAGUGGGGAUCGUCUGUCCUCUUGACUCCCUGUGCCCACAGCACAGUAGUCCUCUUUCCAGGGCUGUUGUUGCCCCCGCCCCCACCCCUACUCCUGUGGUUUUGCUAAUGGCACUUUAGAGACACAGUGAAAAUGUCAGGUGGACUAGCUACUAGGGCCCCAAAGGAGUAGGAUCUGUCCCAAGGGACUGUCCCACGCUGUGGCCUCCCCGCCCCCUGGGAGGAGUGGGGUGGGUAUCAGUCUGGGAGCUCCUGCAUUUCUUCCUGUGCCUCCACCCACCUCUUCCUCCAGAGCCACUGUCAGGUUCACAGUAAACAUGCCCUGAUGCCUUAGCUUUAAGGCUGCUCUGGGCACCCUUCCCUUCUCUCUGUUGGAACUCUGGCUGUGGCUGUGAGAGGCGCUGGUGCCCUGCUCCGAUGGGACAGCAGAGCCCAGACCUGGCCCCAAGAGCACUGGCGCUGUCCCGGGAGCAGGAGAAGCGGACAAGCUUUGGGUGGCGACUGGCAUUUUUAUUUUGACCCAAAUCAGGCAUUUCCCUUGCUCAUGCAACAGUAGGCUCUCUUAAGCAAAAACCUGAGAAACAGGACAGCAGUUUUGUUAUCUGGGGUCUCUGCAGAACUGCACCCAAGGGACUGGCCUUUCUUUAUUGAGAGCAAGGCCACUGGGAGGAGGGUCUGCAUGUUGGCUGGGGCAGGGGCACCGGCAGCAGUGAGUGUGCCUGCCCUUAGUGGCUGCCCCUUCAGGCACUUUGAUAAUCACCAUGGUGGCUGGGUUUUCUCCAAGUUUCUAGAAGUGGUUCUGUCAGGAUUUCACCUCCCAUCCCUCUUUCCUUGUUUCCUAAGGGGCAAUUUGGGGUAUUGGGGUAACUGAAAACUAAGGUCAUACAGACCUUUGAGCCCCUCUACUGCUUUUCCCUGUCACUUAAUAGCUUUGAGACCUUAGGCACCUCUGUGACUACACUCUUGAGCCUGAUCCCACAUCUGUGAAAUGGGGACAAUGAUCAGACUUACCUCAGGGAUGUUAUGAGGGUGAGAUGCCAGAUCCCAGCACAGUGCCUGGCACAUGGGACACUCUUGUCCAUGUGAGCUGCUGGUUUUCCUGAAGGAUUGGUUUCAGCCUCUACAGGGUAGCACCUGAACAUGCCCCCAAUUGAGGGACUUUGGCCAGGGCAGAGCUGUCCUUGCUUGGUUGUUGCAGCAGGUAGGGCCGGCCCGUGGUGAGGGCACCGCAUGAAGGUUCAGGGUUCUCACUGCUCUCCGUGGCUGUGUGGCCUGCGUGUCGCCUGUGUCCCUCUGCUGUGUGCCAGAGGUGACGGUGGUUCCUCAUGUCAGGCUGAUCAAAGCAGCAGGGCCAGGAAGGAACAGACACUGAUACCACACUACUGCGACCCAGGGCUGUAGAUUGUUAGGUCACCAUCUCUGUCCCCAUCGCAGGUGCAUAGGGAGCUGGCUGUGUCAUGGACCCCUGCUCGCCAGGCUCCAGCCCUCUGUUCUGGAUUCCUUAAAAGUCUAGCUAAUGCCAGGCGCACAGCUGGGCAGUAGCUUCUAUUCUUUUGUCUGUGGGUAGAAGGAAGAUGAAGCUGUCACUAGUGUAGGAAUGGACAGGUUCUAAAUCAGCACCAUUGUAAAACUGGUCUGGAAUAAAACUCAGUGGGAAAAGGUGAGGCCGGUGUUUUGUGUGACUCCUCAAGCGAGGGCAGGAGGGACGCCAGGUUGGGGGUGGAAGGGUGCUGAGCUGCCCAGUCUGGCUGGGAGCUUUGGCCUCUGAGGUGGGCGGCUUUGGAGACGAUGCUUUGGGAAGCGGCAAGAACAUAGUAGAGCUACGAGUUUAUAUAGUAUACAUAUUAAACGUUGUAUAACUGCCCUA